AUGUCCGACAAUGAGGAACAAGGCCCGCCGGCCAGUAACGACAACAGCGAUGGCACCCCAGCUCCUGCGGCACCCGCAGCACCAGUCGCACCCGUGCCAGAAACUAACGAAGAUAUCAUAAGAAACUGGCUGAAAACGGAGUACCUCGAGCGCGAGUAUUUAGGACUUCCUCUUCAGGUUACAAUGCAGGAGUUCCUCAACAUAAUAGCAACUGCCUCUACCGACAAUAAUCUCAACAGCUGGUUGUUGAACAAUCAUUUGGACUUAACGACACUUCUCUUGACAGAGCUCAAAGCGAAAUCCGAUAUACUCGUCAUUCCCUCGGAUCCCGCAACUACACUUGCCCACGUCGGCCUAGGAGUCACUGAGACAGAGUUCUUCAAGGGAGGUUUAUUGACGAAAAACUGUUAUGAGGCAAUGAACAGAGAAGACAUUCGAUGGGUUGUUGUCCCCGUAACAGAUGGUAUGGCCGAUCGAAAUCAGGCGAGGCGUGAUGAGGCUGAGGCUAGGGCUGCUGCGAGAGCUAAAGAAAAUGAGACUUUGAACGAUCCCCCGACAGAACAGGAAGAAGCGGCAGACCAACCAGAAAUCAGCCCUCCCAACCCCGGUACGCACUGGGGUUUCAUGAUAGUUGAUAAACAGAAGAACGAUGCUAGAUGGCUGGAUGGUAAUCUCGAACUGAAGAAACGUAACAGAAAAUGGUCUAUAAAAAUGAUGAGCGAUGCAGGAUGGGUUGCCGGGAAGAUCUUGUGUGGAUACGAUCGGGUUAUGGGUCUCGAGCGGGGAGGCUUUACCGCGGCCACACUCAAACACGUCCCUCAUGACACCGAAGAUAACGCUUACAGGGGCGACGGAGGCUCCGCAUGCGGACCAUGGGUUUACGCCAUGCUGGAGUACAUACUGAGGCGCCCGUUCAUUCUGGAGAACCCGGGCGGACUUUACAACGCGUUCAAAUGGAGACACUUGAACAUGCAUAAGAGAUUGAUGGCGUUCAACUCCCUGAAGACCCGCGAAAAUAUGCAGAAGAUUAUCCGGGACGCAGCAGAACCAAAUCUAAGUAUGGAUGAGUUGCCAUACAACAUGACGGUGCGCAUCUUGAAUAUUCUGAAUCGUCCCGCGACUGCUCACCUAUUGAGUGGAAUUGAUCGGUUUAAUUUGCUCAACAGGUCUCAGCCUAAGCGUGGUCGCAAUGGGGGCUCAGGAAAGGGACCGGGUGGUGGCGACAACGACGACGACAACGACGACGAUCAUGAUGAUGGCGAUGGGUUUAGUCAUAUCGACAAAGAUUUGCAAGCGGCCAUCCUAGCAACUCUUGCGGACCAACAUCGCCGUGAUCCUAAAAACAAAGACACACCCGCACAGGGUUCUUACGAUCUCAACAAGACUGGAAACUUGACCAUUCCCGAUGGUCUUCCUAUGCCAAAGGAUUUCGCUGAUAGCAAUGAUGUCGACGCGGCAGCCCUGGAGCAAUGGAAGCAAGCUAAUGACUCAAUCCUCGAGCCCCUGAUCACCAACAGAAGCAAGGCCAACGACAUGUCCUACAGGGCCGCCUUACAUGCAUCGAGCAAACGUGGCUGGAACAAAGAGUCAGACGACAGGAUGAAGAGCAUUUGGAGAACCGAUUCAAAUGCUGUGAAUGAUCAGACAGAAGACGUCUUCACAGCAGCACAGAUCCGGCAAAUGAUGAUGAGUGCUUAUAGGGUGCAAGACGAUGAAGAGAAAACUGGUAGACCCACCAUUACGGGCGGUGUGAUCGGGAGAGCCACAGUUCCGACGAAGAAGAGGACGAAGGUGUACCCUCCUGGAUCUGGACCAAGUAAACUUCCUCAGUUUGCCAUAACAUCGAUCUCUAAUCUCGACAUCUUCGUCAACCACAACCCCGACUUGUUUGCUGAUCGAGAUAUUUCCAAACUCGCUAAAGAGACGCAGCGUGCGGUGAUGCAUCGAACGUACAUAGGCAGUUUCAAAGAAGACAGCCGACAGAAUUGGCGCGAGGUCUGGUACAAAGAUCCACAUGCCUUUACCGAAGAAGAACGGAAUGAAAACUGGUCUUGGGCGGCUAUCGUACAGCGCAUGGACGAUACCUACAACAACCUCGAGCUACCACCCACUUUCAUGUCCCUCAGCCAUGCCGAGAUUGAUAUCUGGCUGCAAAACCUACCUGAAGUAAUUCGAAAUAGGAUGAAGCAUCGUGACGGGAACGUUCUUUAUGACCGCGCGCCAGGCAUCUUGCACCGUCUCUUCGUCGGCGAAUUCGAGGAGCUGCGAGCAGAAGGGGCCCAGAACAGCCCAAAGAACAUCAAGCUCCUUGCUGAUUGGCGCGAGAAAGAUCCGGAAAAGUACGGUUCUGUAACGGAAGCCGUGAACAGGCUCAAGUUCAGGUUUGGUAGUGACGAUGGCGGAAGUAUGGAUCUGCCGUUCUUGAUAGAGAGCCCCCUCCACUGGCCGCCACGCGGACGCCUGCCUGCGUCUAAAGGAGGACAGAAGAGAAAGCCAACAAGCCCCGUUCCCGGGGGAGAUGCGUCGAAGAAGACUAAGAUCGACCGGCCAUCUACGACGAAGGAGAAGAACCAGAAGAGCUCUAGCCAGUCUGCGUCGACAGCUAAAGGAACACCCCAGGGACGGCAAGCUCCUAGUGGAUCUGGAGGCCACCAAGGGUUUGGUGAGUCUCAAGAACUUCCCGGACCUAUAGACCCUUCAGGGUCUUCACAUCAGCCAAAGUCCCGGGAUACGGAUAUACUUGCAGACGUACUUGGAAUGUAUCCCCCAGAAUUCACGCAUACCAUCAAGGCACGACGCCAAGCGUGGAUCGAAACCUUUUCGGACGCGACUGCUGCUCGCAUAGAGGACAUGGACGAGUGGCCGCAAAAAGCAGUUCUUCAACAUCUUUUCGGUGGUCUCGACACGAUACCGAAAGGGCUCAGACAUAUUUGGCGAAAGCAGCACCCUCUAUUGAACGACAAGAUGACAGACGACGACGUGCCUGGCGCGCUGAAAGAUACAGUCAAAGAGUUUGGCGCGGAAGGCGCAUGCCAGCAAGGAAUCCUGUACUAUCCUGAGUACUACAUGACAGCGUUCGAAAAAGAACACGAAGAACUAAUAGCGACAAUGACCAAUGCCAAGAAAGACGCUGUAAAAGGUAACGUCCAAGGCCAAGGCGGCGAAAAAGAACAUAAGGACCUCUCUGACGACGAUGUUGUGGAUCUCGACGAUUUCGAAAACGACGAAGUGACCGCGCAGCCAGCAGGCGGAGCUACUACUCAAGGCGCGAAACGAAAGCAUGCCGGAGGCACCGCAAAUCCGUUCCCAGCGAAGAGACACAAGGGCGACCGACCAGACUUCUGCGCAAUGGAAGAACCCGAGGUCCUCCUUUGGCUCGCCAAAGUACCCCUCACCUUCAAAAAAGAACUCCUUGACUCAAAGCUCAAUCUGUUGCCGCUGAAGUCGGCAUAUGCGCGUGUCAUGCUCGAGCGCAUAUUCAACAAGACGUUUCAGAACUGGGCUGCGGAGGACCCUUUGACUGAAGAGACGCUGGGGAAGCUAAGGCGGUGGAGAUUGUUGGGCACUUUCAGUGGCUCUUUUAAUGCGAACCCUGCGGGUCUUAAGAAGUUUCUCGACAAGAUACUGUAUGCAGACAAGACAACGGUUGGUGAAGGGAAGAAAGCGAAGAAAGAAACGGUUGUCUUGCCGGAUUAUAGUAACAACACAGAUAAAUGGCCUGAGAAUUGGAAGUAG
Messenger RNA from Alternaria novae-zelandiae, 3735 nucleotides. RefSeq lists its product as uncharacterized. The record is from RefSeq and is a predicted model, not a curated record. Bases 1 to 3735 code for a protein of 1244 amino acids. The transcript has a single exon. Lineage: Eukaryota; Fungi; Ascomycota; Dothideomycetes; Pleosporales; Pleosporaceae.